This is a messenger RNA of Cynara cardunculus var. scolymus (artichoke), 1232 nucleotides long. Its product is annotated as transcription factor MYB61-like. The record is from RefSeq and is a predicted model, not a curated record. NCBI's taxonomy places the organism in Eukaryota, Viridiplantae, Streptophyta, Magnoliopsida, Asterales, Asteraceae. The coding region runs from base 16 to 1053 and encodes 345 amino acids. The transcript has 2 exons. Gene Ontology annotation, biological process: regulation of stomatal movement.
GGAAAUUAGGCAUUCAUGGGCAGACAUUCAUCUUGUUACAAACAAAGACUAAGGAAAGGCCUCUGGUCUCCUGAAGAAGAUGAAAAGCUCAUCAAUCACAUCACCAAGUUCGGCCAUGGCUGCUGGAGUUCCAUUCCUAAACUUGCAGGUCUGCAGAGAUGUGGCAAAAGUUGCAGGUUACGGUGGAUCAACUACCUCCGCCCAGAUUUGAAAAGGGGUACAUUCUCUCAACAAGAAGAGAACUUAAUCAUCGAAUUACAUGCAGUUCUUGGAAACAAAUGGUCACAAAUUGCAGCCCAAUUGCCUGGUAGAACUGACAACGAGAUUAAGAAUCUAUGGAAUUCUUCGAUUAAGAAGAAGUUAAGGCAAAAAGGGAUUGAUCACAAUACUCAUAAACCCAUUUCCGACUUUGAGAAUGAUGAAAACGACCACCGCAACACGGCUGAUAAACCCAAACCAUUGAUGGUACUGCCGGCGCCGGAGACGCAUGAAUUCUUUCUGACCCGAUAUGGGACGAGUGAUAGAACUGCCGCCACUGACACCAGACACCUCAAUUCCGACCAUUUUCCCGGAUUCAUCGAUUUCAAUUACGGCCAACCGCUACCUGAAUCAACGAUAUUUUUUGGUUCCAAUCUCAGUUCCGAUUCCAAUUCCGAUUCUCUACCAGCGGAGUUGAUUCCCGAAUACACCACCGCAAUUCCCAGUUCCGUCGGCUCUGGUUUCCAUCGGAACAACUGGGAAUUAAGCUCUCUCUUUGAAACAAAUAAUGGGGUUUCAUGGGGGUUAACAAAUUCAUAUUUUGGGAGAAAUCAAAAGGAACUCCAUAGCCAAAUUCCUUUCCCAACCCAACAACAAGAAAUGAAAUGGAAUCGCCAUCUCCAAUAUCCAUUUUUGUUGGGGAGUUGUACCAUUCAGAGUCGAGAGCUAUAUGAUGAGACUAAACCAGAAACCGAUUUGGGAAUGAAGCGUGAAUUAUUUCAAAAUCAUCAAAGUGAGGAUACAUACAACAAGCAAUUGCAUAGGAUGUCUGCAAGCUAUGAACAACUUACAUAGAAUUUCAACUACAGAAGAAGAUUGUUCUAAUUCAAAGCUCAAGCAAGUGUGAUUUUGUUUACUGAGUGUUCAUUUUUUCUGAUUUUUAUUUUUUUAUAUAAAUUAUAGUCGUGUAAAUAGGGCAUUUAUUCUUUAUGAUUGAUCUUUAAACACACCAUGGAAUUACAGCGAAGUUUCUA